GGAGGGGGAGGGGGAUCCCCCUCGCUCCCACGUGGUCCGGGCGCCUGUGAAUCGCGCCCGCCGGAGGGUCUCACAGCGAAAUACAAAAGCAGCUGGGAAGCGGCGGCGAGGCGAGUUCCCAGCGCUGGGCAGAGCGCCGGACAGAGCCCCGCAGCGCCCCGCGGCCGCGAUGAGGCUCAGGCGCCCGAAGCCCCGGAGCCAACAAGCUGCCGGGCCCGCCUCGCCGCCCCGACCCGGGCGCCGGGGCUCGGCUUGAAGCGGCGGCGGCGGCGGCACCGGCGCGGCCGCGGGAGCAUGGGGAGGAGGAUGCGGAGCGCCGCCGCCACCGCGGGGCUCUGGCUGCUGGCGCUGGGCUCGUUGCUAACGCUGUGGGGCGGGCUCCUGCCGCCGCGGACUGAGCUGCCAGACUCCCGGCCGCCCGAAGACAGACUCCCCCAGCGUCCGGCCCGGAGAGGCGGCCCCGCGCCCGCGCCCCGCUUCCCUCUGCCCCCGCCCCUGGCGUGGGACGCCCGCGGCGGCUCCCUGAAAACUUUCAGGACGCUGCUCACCCUGGCGGCCGGCGCGGACGGCCCGCCCGGGAGGCACCCAGGCGAGCGCAGGCGGCACGUGCCCGCUGGGCGGCCCGGGCCGGCGGAGCGCCGGGCGGUGCACGGGGGUGUCUUCUGGAGCCGCGGCCUGGAGGAGCAGGUGCCCCGGGGCUUUUCCGAGGCCCAGGCGGCGGCGUGGCUGGAGGCGGCGCGCGGAGCCCGGGUAGUGGCCCUGGAGCGCGGGGGCUGCGGACGCAGUUCCAACCGACUGGCCCGUUUUGCCGACGGCACCCGCGCCUGCGUGCGCUACGGCAUCAACCCGGAGCAGAUCCAGGGUGAGGCCCUGUCUUACUACCUGGCGCGCCUUUUGGGCCUCCAGAGCCACGUGCCACCGCUGGCACUAGCCCGGGUGGAGGCUCGGGGCGCGCAGUGGGCGCAGGUGCAGGAGGAACUGCGCGCCGCGCACUGGACCGAGGGCAGCGUUGUGAGCCUGACGCGCUGGCUGCCCAACCUCACAGACGUGGUGGUGCCAGCGCCCUGGCGCUCAGAGGAUGGCCGUCUCCGGCCCCUGCGCGACGUCGGGGGCGAGCUGGCCAACCUCAGCCAGGCGGAGCUGGUGGACCUGGUGCAAUGGACCGACCUGAUCCUCUUCGACUACCUGACGGCCAACUUCGACAGGCUUGUAAGCAACCUCUUCAGCCUGCAAUGGGACCCACGCGUUAUGCAGCGCGCCACCAGCAACCUGCACCGCGGUCCCGGCGGGGCGCUGGUCUUUCUGGACAAUGAGGCGGGCUUGGUACAUGGCUACCGGGUGGCAGGCAUGUGGGACAAGUAUAACGAGCCGCUGUUGCAGUCCGUGUGUGUGUUCCGGGAGCGGACCGCGAGGCGCGUCCUGGAGCUGCACCGCGGUCAGGACACGGCGGCCCGGCUACUGCGCCUCUACCGGCGCCACGAGCCUCGCUUCCCGGAGCUGGCCGCGCUCGCCGACCCCCACGCUCAGCUACUGCAGCGCCGCCUCGACUUCCUCGCCAAGCACAUUUUGCACUGCAAGGCCAAGUACGGCCGCCGGCCGGGAACUUAGCAUCACCCUGAGGAAGAGCAGAAGAACCGGGACGGGGUGUGGAUAAUGGGGGAAGGGUUGUCGCUCCCUGCCACUUCCUGGAACCAGCGAGCCAACGCCCAGCCAGUGACCUGAGCGCGAAGGUGUCCAAAAACUUGUACUUCACCCACCUGCCCUCUUUUUUUUUUUUUUUUUUUUUUUUUU
This is a messenger RNA of Sciurus carolinensis (gray squirrel), 1791 nucleotides long. RefSeq names its product four-jointed box kinase 1 (gene Fjx1). NCBI's taxonomy places the organism in Eukaryota, Metazoa, Chordata, Mammalia, Rodentia, Sciuridae. Gene Ontology annotation, biological process: cell-cell signaling. Bases 295 to 1608 code for a protein of 437 amino acids. The transcript has a single exon. The record is from RefSeq and is a predicted model, not a curated record.